AUGUGCGAGACAGAGAAUUUCAAUCCUUCUUACUGCCCUCGGACUGUCGCUCGACUAUCCAUUCAGUACCCACCCGGAUCUUUUGGCUUCACUGAAUUGGAAUAGCCUGAGCUAGGAUUACAUCCCAUACGGUAACUGCCUCAGAACAACACAAUUAUCCAUCCCCAUAUCUGAGGUUGGUCCUCGGCUACUCAUUCGGCACCAUCUCGCGUUCUUGAUUUGUUUCAGGGCCUGCGAAACAAUUUUGAACAGUCAUACCUCGAGUCGCGACAAGAAGGCUGCCUUCCCUUUCGGAUAAGCUAGCGACCUCUUGCUACUUUUCUACCUAACCUUCGGGAACGGCUCCGCAGUCAGUUAACUACUCGAAUACUUGAUGGAUCGGUGGGCUCCCCUUCCCUUGAUCGUUUGUGAUUUCCUAAAUAACAAGUACCCGCCUAAUAGCCUUCCCAGAGCAACGCGUGCCGAUACCAGCGGGAACUUCAGCGGGAACCUUGGGGAUCAUAAUGUUUCCGGCAGCAAUUAUAACAACAAUAACAUAAACACGGGAAACCUGAGCAGCGUUACCAAUAUUGGUACAAUAUAUCAACGGUGUGUGUUUACCGCAGGGGGCAAAGGUACUAUCAGCUUUCCCGGAAGAUUUCAGCCCAAGAUCUAACUUAUUGGAACUAGAAGCUUCAAGGCCCCACCGAAUAAUUCCCUAUUGUAGAAACAGCAAGUUUACUGGUCGCAAGGAUCUCAUUGAGUUGGUGAAGAGGUAUUCCAAGGGUAGCGGGCACAGCCGAAUCGCACUUCAUGGAUUGGGCGGUUCCGGGUAUGUAUUCGUCAUUGUUAAGCCGGUUUCGGGAGUUUACUAAAGUUACUUAGGAAAACACAGAUUGCGCUCGAAUUCGUUUACCAGCGCACGAGCGAGAGUGAUUGUGAUGUUUUCUGGGUGCACGGCAGUGGAGUACCGAAAUUUAGCGAGGGCUUUAGAGCUAUUGCGCAACGUGUUCAAAUUCCCUUAGCCAGCAGCGAGAAGGACCAAGAGGAAUUCCUACUGAAUAUCAAGAGGUGGUUUGAGGGCCCGGCCAGUGGUGAUUGGAUACUGGUCAUUGACAACGCCGACAAUGAGGAUGACUUUGACGGCAACAGCGGCCCCAUCUCGAAAUUUAUACCACAAGGGCCCCGGGGUACUCUAAUUUUCACCACCAGAUCACUCCGGGUUGUAUCUUGGCAAAACUGCGAAAGGAUCGAGGUCGGAAAAAUGGAGGAGGAGGAAGCCAAGGCAUUGUUUUCAAAACGCUUGGGUAACUGGAACACUGCGGGUGAUGAGGAAAAUGAAGCAAUCGCAAUGAUCAUGGACUCCGUACAGUACAUCCCUCUCGCUAUUAUAGGAGCGGCAGCCUUCAUGGCCGAGACCCAGACACCACCAUCCACCUACUGGAACAUGUUUCGGGGAAGCGACGAACAUGCGAGAAGGCUACUCUCACAGCCAUUUUGCGACAUACAACGAGAGGCUGAUAUGACGGAAAGCAUCAUUGCCACGUACUUUGUCACCUUUGACCGAAUCACACUGCAGAUGCCCCGAGCGGCAGAUCUUCUUCGUCUAAUCGCGUUCCUCGAUCGUCAGAACAUCCCGGAGGAGCUAUUAAGUCAAUCUGGUUUGGCAGGGAUGGAUGAUCCAAUCGAUUUUCGUCGCGCCAUUGGGAAACUGUUGGGAUUUUCACUCGUCGCGGCUAUCGAAUGUGAGGGCAAGGCAUUUUACGAGCUUCACCGUUUAGUGCAAUUGUCUUUACAAGUCUAUUUACCAACGGAAGGGUCGAACCGAUGGAGGGCCACUGCGCUGGGAGUGGUUUCAAGGCUGUUCCCUCGGCAUUGGAGUACGUGGAGAGAUGUUAGUUCUGCAUUUAUUCCACAUGCACUUGCGGUAACCAAAGAUUCCACGGAUCCCAUUGCCGAAGAACUUUGCUCUCGCCUAGGGAAGUACUUUCGGGAUAUGGGUUUCUACAAUGACGCGGAAAUUCAAUUUCGCCGGUGUAUUGCGCUUCGGGAAGAGGGUACAGAGCAUGACUGGGAUGAGGAAGGGCAGAGGAGGGUAAUACUCCUGGGUGCUGUGAUCGUAGACCAACGCA
This is a messenger RNA of Tuber aestivum (summer truffle), 2111 nucleotides long. Lineage: Eukaryota; Fungi; Ascomycota; Pezizomycetes; Pezizales; Tuberaceae. The record is from the annotation of a GenBank genome assembly.